AUGAGUCAAAGGAGAAAGGCAUCCGCUUUCCUGCCUGUGAAGCUUGCCACCACCCCUGGGUUUCUGCUGACAGUGGAACAGUCCGACCUGCUCUGGGCUCUGUUGUUGUGCAGAGCUGCAGAAGGCCUGUCAGAGCCAAGCAGGGAGAGAGCUAUAGUGGACGUACUUCUACAGACAAGAGACGUCGGAGAACAAGUUCUUUUGGGACCAUACCAUCGUCAGGGAUCACGCACUGCCGAGGAAAGGACAGAAGCCAGGAGAAGGCCCCCACGAGGAGGCUGGAGUGAAAGUGACAGAGACGCAAGCUGCGGACAAGGAGAGGAAGGGGAAGAGGUGGGGUGCUUGUAA
Molecule: messenger RNA, 348 nt
Organism: Knipowitschia caucasica
Lineage: Eukaryota; Metazoa; Chordata; Actinopteri; Gobiiformes; Gobiidae
Source: the annotation of a GenBank genome assembly